GCAGAAAUAAUUCACAUAUCUAAUAGGAUGAGGCGAUUUUUACUAAAUAUACGUUAUAUUUACUUGGAUGCGGUCUCCUGGGGUCAGGUUGAGGUCAUGCAGGUGUUUGCGGGCACCGAUUUGCAGGUGCAGCUCAUCAGUUGCAAGUUGGAAAGUUGAAAACUUUUUUCAAGUUCCUCAGACGAUUAUUCAUGGUUGCUUAUAGUUUCAUUCUCUCUCUUCAAAUAGUCAUCCACCUUCAUCCCAGUCCAGAAUUCACAACACAUUGAGCGGAAGCGCGGGCGAUGGAUCCAGAGACCAAUGGCUCUACGCUGGGUCAGGCGGCUCAAAGGUCUCUUGACGUAUUUCCAGCUGGAUCGAAUGGAGAGUUCAACCUACCUAAAGACCUGACGACUGUCCUGUCCAGAGGUAAAGACUGCUAUGUGUGGGAUGUGGACGGCAAGUGGUAUCUGGACUUCUCUAUGGGAUGGGGGACGAAUCUUGUGGGCCACGCCCGAGAAGAAGUGGUGGCCGCGGUGACGGAACAAGCCGCUCACGGCUCCAACUUCGCUUACGUCAACGAGAAAUCUCUCCAACUGGCGGAGGAGAUCAAACGGAUGAGUCCUGCGGUGGAGUACCUCAGGUUUUGUUCAUCCGGUACUGAAGCCAUAAUGUACUGUGAGAGACUAGCAAGAGCGUUCACUUGCAGGAGUAAAGUUUUGAAAUUCGAAGGAGCAUACCAUGGUGCAAACGAAAUAGGGGUGACCAGUCUGUUCCCUAAAGGACUGCUUGACUACCCAACUCCGGACCCCUCCAGCGCUGGAAUAGAACAUUCCGUGAAGCACCACGUCCUUGUUGCACCGUACAACGAUCUGAGUAUGACGACAGAAAUCGUGGAACAGCACAGGGGCGACUUAGCUGCUGUGAUAGUUGAGCCUUUACACAGAUGUACCCCUCCUAUGGAUGGGUUUUUGCAAGGGUUACGCGAUCUUACCAAGAAACAUGAUGUUCUGUUGAUUUUCGACGAGGUGGUGACAGGCUUCCGACUAGCCUAUGGUGGCGCCCAGGAAUACUAUGGCGUGAUUCCGGACCUGGUUGGCUAUGGUAAGGCCCUGGGAGGAGGCUACCCGAUUGGUGUGUUUGGAGGCCGCGCCGAUAUUAUGAGCCUUGUGAACGAGGAUCUUCUCGGCAAAGACGAGCGCUACGUGUGGACAGCCUCGUCUCUAGGCUGUAACACCAUCAGCGCUUCAGCCGCCCUGGCAGCGCUACAGAUAUACCGCCGGACCGGCACGUACCAGCAGUUACAUCACAUCGGCAGGUACGUGAGGAACAAGAUGAAGGAAUGUUUGGAGAAAAAUGACAUUUCUGGUCAUGUGAUCGGAGACGGGCCUCUGGCACAGGUUUUAUUCACGGAAAAGCUUGUCUACAACUAUCGCGAGCAGAAACUUCAGGAGAAUACCGCUAGGAGGCGCGCCAUGAUGGUGGGGCUCUUCAAGCGAGGCGUCUUCCUCAACCCCAUGGGCACCAAACUUUACCUGUCCCUCAAACACACGGAGGAAGUUUGCGACCAAUUCGUGGAAAUCUUCGACCAGACUCUGCAAGAAAUCAAGGAAAAUGAGAAAAUCACAACAAGAAGUUGAACUCAGAAGGCAUUCAAGGCAAUAUUGUUGCACUGCGUGCAUUAAAUGGAUGAUACUUUUAUCUGCCAGGAAUGCGCAAUAAAAAAGGUUUCAAAACGGAUUAUGAUAUCUUUAAUAGCAGCCUUUCCUCUAUACUGGUAACCUCUACGUGACAAAGUUUAUUCUUUCGUUCAAUUCAAUGUUAACCUUAUUAUCUUUGUGGUGUUGAAAAUAGGGUGACCUUUAAUACGCCAAGAAUGUCAUAUUGAUCUAUUCACUUUGACAGGAAAGACAUAGCGGUGGCGCACUUAAGUUAUCAAUUUAUAUU
Messenger RNA from Branchiostoma floridae (Florida lancelet), 1926 nucleotides. RefSeq names its product glutamate-1-semialdehyde 2,1-aminomutase-like. NCBI's taxonomy places the organism in Eukaryota, Metazoa, Chordata, Leptocardii, Amphioxiformes, Branchiostomatidae. The record is from RefSeq and is a predicted model, not a curated record. The transcript is spliced from 10 exons. Gene Ontology annotation, molecular function: transaminase activity; pyridoxal phosphate binding. The coding region runs from base 285 to 1619 and encodes 444 amino acids.